Tremella mesenterica DSM 1558 is the source of this 240-nucleotide messenger RNA. RefSeq lists its product as uncharacterized. Gene Ontology annotation, cellular component: RNA polymerase II, core complex; RNA polymerase I complex; RNA polymerase III complex. Gene Ontology annotation, molecular function: DNA-directed RNA polymerase activity; DNA binding; zinc ion binding. The record is from RefSeq and is a predicted model, not a curated record. Gene Ontology annotation, biological process: transcription by RNA polymerase I; tRNA transcription by RNA polymerase III; transcription by RNA polymerase II. The transcript is spliced from 3 exons. Lineage: Eukaryota; Fungi; Basidiomycota; Tremellomycetes; Tremellales; Tremellaceae. The annotation marks the transcript as partial.
CAGAUCAUACCCGUCAGGUGCUUCAGUUGCGGUAAAGUCAUUGGGAAUCUGUGGGAGAGCUGGAUGGAGCUACUGGCAGCGGGUGUGAAUGAGGGUGAAGCGCUUGACAGGCUUCAACUGAAACGGUAUUGUUGUCGACGAAUGGUUCUCACUCACGUUGACCUUAUCGAGAAAUUGUUGAUGUACAACCGUGAGCUCUAUCCCCCAUCAUUUGGAAUUCUGCUCAUCCGUAGCGCAUGA